This is a messenger RNA of Rubroshorea leprosula, 1836 nucleotides long. The record is from the annotation of a GenBank genome assembly. Lineage: Eukaryota; Viridiplantae; Streptophyta; Magnoliopsida; Malvales; Dipterocarpaceae.
UUUUUUUUAUGAUAAUCUGUUUUUCCGCAUGAAAUUCGCCAUUUCUACAACAAUGAACAGCGUAACAACGAACUGCACUGCUCGAAUCUUGCUCAGCUUUAACCAAUUCCCGGCGCGAAACGGUUUCAACCGCCGGUCACGGAGGAGUUGCUUAGUCGCCAGACCUUGGCUGGCAUUCAGAGCUCCGAGAAUUACUUGCAUGGCGGAGCCAUAUCUGAUAACGAAACUGGAAUCUGCGGAGAAGACAUGGAAGGAAUUAUCGGUCAGGCUUGCUGAUCCAGAUGUUGUAUCCAAUCCUAGUGAGUAUCAAAAGUUGGCACAAUCUGUAGCAGAACUUGAUGAGGUUGUGUCGACAUAUAGGAGAUUUAAGGACUAUGAGAAGCAGCUAGAAGAGACCAAAGCUUUAGCAAAAGAGGAUGGCAAUGAUGAAGAUAUGGCUGAGAUGAUACAAUCUGAAAUCAACUCUUUAUCUAGCCAACUACAAGAGCUAGAGGAGAAGCUUAAGGCGCUGUUACUUCCAAGUGAUCCUCUGGAUGCUAGAAAUAUAAUGCUGGAAGUAAGGGCAGGGACUGGUGGUGAUGAGGCUGGAUUAUGGGCUGGUGAUCUUGUAGGUUCGCAUGUAUCAAAGAUACAGUGAGCGGAAUUCUUGGAAGUACUCCCCAGUUUCAAGCUCUGAGGUAUGUCUUAUUACGGCAAUGUCAAAUGUACUUAAACUUUGCUGGUGAUACCAAAUGUCCAAAACUAUGUUGGUUCCCUUGUUGCCAAUCAGCCACUUAAUUUUGCCCAGUCAUGAAUUGCAAGUUGAUAUUGUACUUGCUUUUUGGUAUGAAAUGCCACAUGGCUUUCCUAAAAAUUCUUCAUUAAGGUUUAUUUCUAUCACUACUGCUUUGCUAAUAUUCCAUCCAUGGCAACAUUAUGCGUCCUAUUGGUCUUUAUAUGACUGGCAGAAUUGUCUGGUAUUUUUAAGGCUGAGAAAGGAGGAUUCAAAACGUAUGUGGUGGAGGUGAAAGGAAGUCGUGUCUACAGCAAGUUGAAAUAUGAAUCUGGUGUUCAUCGAGUUCAACGUGUUCCUCAAACAGAAGCACAGGGACGUGUACACACUUCUACUGCAACUGUAGCCAUCAUGCCUGAGGCCGAUGAAGUUGAUGUAGAAAUUGACCCAAAAGACAUUGAACUGACAACUGCAAGGUCUGGUGGUGCUGGAGGCCAGAAUGUCAACAAGGUGGAGACAGCAGUUGAUCUCUUCCAUAAACCAACAGGAAUCCGCAUCUUCUGUACUGAAGAGAGGACCCAACUACAGAACAAGAAUCGUGCUCUUCAACUACUACGGGCAAAAUUGUAUGAAAUAAAGCUAAGGGAGCAGCAAGAGAUGAUAAGGAAUCAACGAAAGUCACAGGUUGGUACUGGUGCCCGUGCCGAAAAGAUUAGGACAUAUAAUUACAAGGAUAAUCGGGUGACUGAUCAUAGACUGAAGAUGAACUUUGAGCUCACUUCUUUCCUUGAUGGUGACAUAGAGACUGCAGUUCAGGCUUGUGCUGCCAUGGAACAGAAGGAACUAUUAGAAGAGCUUGCGGAGUCCGUAACCGCGACAGCUGCCUGAGUUCCCCCUUCCUUCACGGCAUAAUUUGGGACUUGUACGCUGUAGCAUGAAAUUGGUGAAAUCCUCAAAAGAAAUAGAAAUAACUCAUCAAUGGACAAAUCUAUUGUUGGCGCCAACCAUCCCAGUUUAUAUAGCAGCUAAUUUUUAGUAAUUUAGUACCAUUUAUUAAUUUUGUAACCAUUAAAUGUAAAUGUCUUCGCGUAAAUCAAGUUAUGCAGUAAAGUAUCUUACAUCGG